UAUCCAAUGAUCCAGGUCCCAAACCCAAAUCCUAGAGAUGGCCAGCCGCCACACAUUUAUGUUUUCAGACCCUGGACCUUGAAAGAGGCCAGAAAGGCGGUAGAAGGAAUAACUCCUGUAUCAGAAGAUCCCGAUAAAUGGAUAGAAGACAUGACGGGAUUAAUCCAUUCAUAUAGAUUAAAUGGAGUGGAAGCAGGAGAAGCAGCCAUGUCCUCAUUAGGAAAGGAUUGGGCAAAAGUGAGGGGAAGUUAUACAGGGAAAGUAAUUAAUAAUAAUAUUUUAAUUCCAAUCCCAUACCCUCCAGGAGCGAACCCCGCUCUCUCUGAUGAUUUUAAAGCACAAUGGGAUCCGUUGUGUGAGAGAGUUAGAACAAAUUUUCGUAAAAGGGCAAAUUAUAGUCAUCUGUCAGGAAUUAAACAAAAAACUGGAGAAGAUGUGGACGACUUUCGUCUACGAUUUGAGAAGGAGUUCAAAGUUCACAGUGGGAUCACUUAUGAUGAAGGACCAGAAAGCGUAUAUCAACAACAAUUAAAAAACGCACCAAAAGUUGAAAAAAGGAUGUGGAUAACUAAGGGUGCGAAAAUUAAUGAUGAGAACAUUUUUGAAGUCAAUAAGAAACCAGUCCUUCCUAAAUCUUUAUUUAAAGCGGCAGCAAUUGUGACACAUGGGCGCUGCCAUGUGUCAACAGGGGGGAUGGAAACCAUAAUACAACAGCAUUUCACAACAUAUGGUUUAAAUUCAUACUUAAAAAAUUUUUGUACUGCAUGUCCAGUUUGUGUGAAAUAUAAUUCUCAGGGAAACAUAAGGCCAAAACGAGGCAGGUUCCCGAAACCAUCUUAUCCAUUUCAAACUAUGCAUAUGGAUUUUAUUGAACUUUCACAAAGUGGGCCAUACAAAUAUUGUCUGGUGAUGAUUGACGCUUUUUCUAAAUGGGUGGAAAUAGUUCCAGCAAAGCAUGCAGAUGCUUUAACAGUAGCUAAGGCUAUUUGUAAAACUAUUAUUCCAACACAUGGCAUUCCACAAACUGUUUAUAGUGACAAUGGACCACAUUUUGUAAACCAAGUGAUACAAAAUAUGGCUACACACUUGGGAAUGACAUUAAAGAAUCACUGUGCCUACCACCCACAGAGCGCGGGGCUGGUGGAACGAGCCAAUGGAACUGUAAAAAGCAGAUUACGAAAAUGCAUGGCAGAUACUGGCCGAGCCUGGCCAGAAUGCUUAGAUUUGGUGAAGCUUUAUAUGAGGAUCACCCCGACAGCUGAUGGUUUAACACCGUUUGAAAUAAUUCAUGGGAGAGCUUAUAGAUUGCCUCUAUUUGCUCCAGACUUACAAAAAGCUGACGAACAACAGACAUUAGCAGACUAUAUGAUUAGGACCUUUAAACUGAAGGAAGUGUCCAGUGCAAAUUUACUGCCUUCUGAUUCUCUUCCUGUACAGGAGGCCACUCCAAUCGAGCAAGGUGAUUGGGUCUACAUAAAGGUCAUCAAACGAAAGAACUGGGCGAGUCCACGGUGGGAAGGACCGUUCCAGGUGCUGAUGACCACACCAACAGCUGUAAAGAUUGCUGAAAGACCCAGUUGGAUUCAUCUCAGUCACUGUAAGGUACAGAGAGUGUUAGAUCCCUAAAUCAGAGUGACGGGGAAGUCUGAUUUACAAAGGGGUUCUGUCGUUUAGGACAGUUCGUCUCAAGGUCAGCAGAAGAAUUCAACAGAUCCUCACUCUGCUAGGCUGGGGGUCCUGACAUCUCUGUAUUCUGAGCAGCAAUGGAAACUCCAUAUGCCAGAUGGAUUUUCUACUGUAUUGUGACUGCUGUAUGUUUGAUGUUUGGAGAAGGAAACGAGCCUGAGCUUCAUCCGCAUGACUACAGUACGAAUCUGUGGUGGAAGCUGAUGAAUAGAACCGCUUAUGAGGGACAUGCUGUGAACUGCUACGUGUGUGCGCAGAUGCCGGUUUCCAUACAUAACUCAGGUCUACGACCAGGUAACAUUACUGACGACAAACAGAUGUGUCUCUACGUUCUAAGCACCAGACCACGGCGUAUCCCACCCCUAAGAGGAGACAGACCACGUGAGGAGGACUAUUCAGUUGACCUCCGGAUGGGAGAGGCUGUGCAAAGCCUAUUUCAAUCUUUAAAUUGUUCACUUGCAGAUGAUGUACUUCCUUUGCCGUCAUCUCAACAAACUGUAUGGAAAAUACCAGAGAUCAUUUCGUUAGCAGGAGCUAAACCAGGAUCUCUAGGGAACUGUGUUUAUAAUAAUGGACAUGUUGUUCUAGGGACGGUGCCCUGGAACUUGUGUAACAGAGUUUACACCUACUGCGAACCGACACAGGAUUUCAUCACCUGCACAGCAUGCAGGGGUC
This is a messenger RNA of Gambusia affinis (western mosquitofish), 2361 nucleotides long. RefSeq lists its product as uncharacterized. The transcript has 2 exons. The record is from RefSeq and is a predicted model, not a curated record. The coding region runs from base 7 to 1626 and encodes 539 amino acids. Lineage: Eukaryota; Metazoa; Chordata; Actinopteri; Cyprinodontiformes; Poeciliidae. Gene Ontology annotation, biological process: DNA integration. Gene Ontology annotation, molecular function: nucleic acid binding.